Sclerotinia sclerotiorum 1980 UF-70 is the source of this 261-nucleotide messenger RNA. RefSeq lists its product with no specific name. The transcript is spliced from 3 exons. The record is from RefSeq and is a predicted model, not a curated record. The coding region runs from base 1 to 261 and encodes 86 amino acids. Lineage: Eukaryota; Fungi; Ascomycota; Leotiomycetes; Helotiales; Sclerotiniaceae.
AUGUUGUACACUACAUGGACUUUCAAGCUCGCAAUCCAACCAGAACACAAAUCUUCGGGCAACUCGCACUUCACAUACAUGCGACAAGAGCAAAAAGGAGAUAUAAAGAUAUCUUUCUUUCUGAGAUUCCCAUACAUCGAAGACAAAAACGAUAACUUCGAAGUCAUAAUUAACCAUAACAAUCGCGGUCGCGGUAGCCAGCCUCUAGCUUCCCCGCCCCCUUGGUGCGAGGAAUAUCUAUCCUUAAUCGACCCAUGGUGA